AUGAAUUGCCGUAAAUGUACGAAAUUAAUAGUGCGGUCUUCAAAGGACAAAACGAAUAAAGUCCAGUGCAGUGUAUGUAAAGAGAAUUUCCACGGACAGUGCUUGGGUCUUAGUGAUGCUGACCUGAACGGUCUCCUUAUCUCUGGUCGUGCGUGGAUGUGUGCUGACUGUGCGUGUGAGCGUAGGAGGAGUCGUAGCCACAGCGAUGGUGGCAUUGUGUGUAGUGUCAACACAAAGGACGUAAGUAGCUUAGACGGCUUAAAAAAGUUGAUUCACGAACUAGGUGAAAAAAUGGACAGUGGUCUAAAACGUCUUGAACAAGACUUAGGUAAAUCGCUUGAUUUGUGUCAUGAAAAGCUCGACGAAAACUCUUGUAUACUGGCUACACAGCAGGCUAUCAUUGAUAAACAAAACCAGUUGAUUGAGUCUCUCAGAUUGGAAAAUUUAGCAUUGUCUAAAAAAGUCACGGAACUGUCGGUGAGAUUGGAUGAUGCAGAACAAUAUUCGAGGUCGAACACUCUUGAGAUUUACGGAGUUCCUGUCACUCAGAAUGAAGACGUCUCCAGCAUUAUAAAAGAGGUUGGUAAAGCCCUGGAUGUUGCAAUCACGGAGGAUAUGAUCGAUGCCUGUCAUCGUUUGAAGCAGCAAAAUAACCGGCCAUCUCCUGGGAUAAUCGUACGCUUUGUUCGCCGAGCUAUUAAGGAAAAAAUGUUGGAGAGGCGACGGGUGAAGAGGACUCUGUCUACAAGACAUAUAGGCAUGCCAAUGGAUACUCCCGUCUACAUAAACCAGUCUCUAUGUCCGGCUAGAAGAAUUUUAUUUGCUAAAACAAAAAGGGUGAAAAAUCAGAUGAACUUUAAGUUUCUAUGGGUUGACAAAACGGGUAACAUAAAGAUAAGAAGAGACGAAAACUCGGCCAUUCAUCUAAUCAAAACUGAUAAUGAUAUCGCAAAACUUGCAGGCAGUGGAAGCGGCGUUGAUAAGACGCCAACACAGCUGACUGCGAGUCGAAAAACUAACUAA
Nilaparvata lugens (brown planthopper) is the source of this 1023-nucleotide messenger RNA. RefSeq lists its product as uncharacterized. The transcript has a single exon. The coding region runs from base 1 to 1023 and encodes 340 amino acids. Lineage: Eukaryota; Metazoa; Arthropoda; Insecta; Hemiptera; Delphacidae. The record is from RefSeq and is a predicted model, not a curated record.